AUGUGGACCCGCAUCACCGCCCGCGCACUGCGCCCGGCAACUCGCUGCUACUCGUCCCUCCCCUCGUCCUCAUCUCCCGCUCCGCCGUCCCUCCUCCCACCUGGCUCAGCCGCCAUCCCGCACUCGACACUCCAGCGGCCCCAGCGACACAAGGCCAAGAAAUCCAACCGCGGCGACCGCCCGCCGCCCCCGAUCCCGCGCUCGCCGCUCGACGCCCCGCUCCUCCCCGUCGGCCUGCACCCGAACCCGUUCAGCCCGCACCGCAAGGGCGCACGCGGCAUACCGGACGGCAAGGUCAUCGCCCUCACCACGGCCAGCUCGUACAACACGCCCGAGCUCCUCCUCAACCUCGAGGCCCUCGGCCUCCUCGGCGGCGCCGUCAACCUCCUCGGCGAGGCCAUCUUGCUCCCGCGCUGGUCCCCGUCAUCAUCAUCGUCGUCGUCGUCGUCAACCGGCGAGUCGAGCGAGCCGGCGCACGAGGUCGGCGAGGUCUUCGUCUUCGAGUCGGGCACCGUCGUCCUGUGGGGCCUCUCGAUGCACGCCGCCGAGACGUUCCUCCGCAAGGUGAUUCGCGGCGGCGCUGCUGGGACGGGCGUCUACAUCGAGGAGGGCCGCUACGGCGAGCCCGAGACCGAGCUCCUCGAGUACUGGGUCGGCAAAGGACCUACGCGCAUGUCGGGCGACGCGAUCCUCCUCUCGACGCCGCCAGUCGACGCCGACCUCCCGACCGCAGGCCAGGUCCCGGCGCCGCCGUCAAAGGGCCUCCUCGAGCGCCUCGCGUUCAGUGCCGGCAUGGCGCGUGUCACCAAGCUCGGCGUCUACGAGGAGCAGUUUGACGAGUUUGCCGAGGGCGUCGCAGGCAUCCCCAAGCUGCUCGAGUCGGGUUCCGAGUCACCGGUCAAGAAGCACGACAUCAUCAAGCGCGUCGGCACGCUGCACGCGUUCCGCCAGAAGCUCAAUCUCGAAGACGAAAACCUCCUCGACGAGCCCGAGUUCCUGUGGGAGGACGCCGACUUGCACGCUCACUAUACGUCCAUCUGCAAGGCGCUCGAGUUCGAGAGCCGGCUCACCACGCUCAACGACCGAGUCGACUACGCCUUCUCGUUGCAGACGACCCUCAUGGAGCUGCUCAACACCAAGACGUCGCACCGCCUCGAGUGGAUCAUUAUCAUCCUCAUCGCCUUCGAGAUCUCGCUCGUCCUGUACCGGGAGGGCCUGCCCUUCCUCGAGCGGUCGGCCGACUCGGACUCGCACAAGAAGGCGUCGCACUGAGUUCUCCACUUCCCCUCUUUCCUCUUGCACGACCAGAACCUCGUCGCCUCCCUCUCCUGUCUGUACCACUUCCGCAUCUGCACGCACCCCUCCUGCCGCAUCCUUUCUGUAAAUCGGUCUCUUCCUCGUG
Molecule: messenger RNA, 1402 nt
Organism: Rhodotorula graminis WP1
Lineage: Eukaryota; Fungi; Basidiomycota; Microbotryomycetes; Sporidiobolales; Sporidiobolaceae
Exons: 6
Coding region: 1-1272 (423 amino acids)
Biological process (GO): positive regulation of mitochondrial translation
Source: RefSeq, a predicted model, not a curated record